Messenger RNA from Rhizopus microsporus ATCC 52813, 862 nucleotides. Its product is annotated as acyl-CoA N-acyltransferase. The record is from RefSeq and is a predicted model, not a curated record. NCBI's taxonomy places the organism in Eukaryota, Fungi, Mucoromycota, Mucoromycetes, Mucorales, Rhizopodaceae. The transcript has 2 exons. Gene Ontology annotation, molecular function: acyltransferase activity, transferring groups other than amino-acyl groups. Bases 66 to 611 code for a protein of 181 amino acids.
AUUUAAGCCUAGUCACUACCUAGAAAUUUUCUUCUUUUCUUAUCGAUUUUAUAAAAGAGAAAAGUAUGGUACAAUCAGAUAUCAUUGUUCGUAAAGCAACAUUGGAAGAUUUGGAAUAUAAAUCAUCUGCCUGUUUGACAGUAAAUCAAGCCUAUAGAUCAAAGGGCGGUUGGACAACUGAAGAAGAUAUCGUCAGUGGAGUACGAUGCACAGAAGAAGAUAUUGAAAAGUUCAUUCGAGAAAACGGAAAGCCCAACACAUUACUGUUUGCAAUUAAACAAACAAAUGAGGAAUCAUCCGUGGUGGGAACAGUUCAAAUUCAACCCUGUGAGGACCAUGAAAACGAAGCAGAGAUUGGAUUAUUCUCUGUGUCACCUUUUGAGCAAUCCCGUGGGAUUGGUGGUAAACUGAUGCAAGCUGCUAUAAAUGAGAUGAAAGAGUUGGGAUUUACCCAUGCUGUGCUUCAUGUGUUAGAGAAUAGACCUGAUAUCUUGGCUUGGUAUCGAAAAUUAGGAUUUGUGGAGACGGGAGAACGUCUGCCUUUCCUUUGGCCAGAGAAAUUAAAGAUAAAAGAUCUUCACUUUUUAGUUUUGAAGAAGCCCCUGGUAUAAUGUAAUAAAAAUAGAUUAUGUACACUUUUUUUUCCCGCUCAUAGAUGUGUGUGUUGUCACCCCUCACAAAAAAUAAAAUAAACUCUUGGAUUUUCACUUUGGGCUUUUUCUGUGUAUUUAUUUUUAAUGACUGAAAAUACAAAGUUGGUGGACACAGAAGACAUAACUACGGAUGCUAUUACCUCUGCUCCUACUCCAACUACUACUUCUACCUCUACUGAAGUACUAACAACAGCAACAGCAACAACAAC